Contarinia nasturtii (swede midge) is the source of this 2626-nucleotide messenger RNA. It is a transcript of the gene Cog3, whose product is annotated as conserved oligomeric Golgi complex subunit 3. The record is from RefSeq and is a predicted model, not a curated record. NCBI's taxonomy places the organism in Eukaryota, Metazoa, Arthropoda, Insecta, Diptera, Cecidomyiidae. Bases 24 to 2606 code for a protein of 860 amino acids. The transcript has 10 exons. Gene Ontology annotation, cellular component: COG complex; cis-Golgi network; membrane. Gene Ontology annotation, biological process: intracellular protein transport; intra-Golgi vesicle-mediated transport; Golgi organization.
CAGAAAUUAGGUGAUGAUGAAAAAUGGAUGACGUUGCGUCCGCACAUAGCGAAAAUUUAAAUUUACGCAAAAUUCAACAAAAACUUUUGCAAUGGGAGAAAAAAGAGUGCUCUCUAUCGCAACUAACAGACUAUCAAAUCGAUGCAAUCGAACAAUUAAAUGAGCCACAACAGCAAAAAACCAACGAUUCAGGUCCGGAACUGAAUUCGGCGGAUGAUUUAACUUCAAACGAAAAUGUUUCAACAAACGACAAUAAAUUCAACAUUCCAACACAUGUAAUCGAUUCAACGCAGGAUUUUUUCAGCUGGUAUCAUGAUGUUGAAUCUCAAUUAUACAAUGGUUCCGAUGAUAUUUAUCGACAAUAUUUUGAGCAAUUAUCAAGUCGACGCGAUGAGUGUGAUAAUUUAUUAGAUAAAAUCAAUUUUGCGUUGAAAAACCUCGAUGGACUCAAAACCGAAUACAAUUUCGUGUCGAAUAAAACAUGGUCACUGAAUUCAGGAAGUGAAAAAUUAAUAGCCGAACAAAACAAAUUGAUUGGUAUCACCGAUGAGAUCAAACGACGUCUGCAUUAUUUUACACAAGCCGAAAAUCUACUGCAAAUUCUACAGAGUCCCACGAUUUCUGUGUCCAGUGAAAUUUUUGCACAAACAUUGACCCGAGUCGAUGAUUGUAUUGCAUACAUCAAAGCCAAUAACAAAUUCAAAGAUUCACCAACCUAUUUGGCGAAGCACAAUCAAUGCCUAGCUAAAGCUGUACUUCUCAUUAAAAAUUACCUCAAUCACAUGUUUACAAACACAGCUGAUCAAAUAGCGAAUAUGAAAGAUGCCCCAAAAACCGGAGACCAGUCAUCAGAUGCAGCGUUUGCAAUGUACUAUGGAAAAUUCCAAGGAAUAGCACCAAAAGCCAGUCAAAUUAUAAAUUUGGUGGAAAGUCGCAUUGAGCAAAAUGUGGAAUACGAACUGCUUUUGAAUGAAAUACACAAAAUGUAUUUGACACAACGAGCGGGAAUAAUGAGUUCAGAAAUUGAAGUGGCCAUUAAAAAUCUUACGGCGUCAUACAAAGGGGACCACUGUGCUUUGGUUCGAUCAUCAUGUGCAUUUAUGGUGCACGUAUGCCAAGAUGAACAUCGGCUUUUCUACCAAUUCUUUACAAAACCAUCACAUCAAUUAACAUCGUAUUCGGAGGGAAUUUGUACAAUUUUAUAUGAUACAUUACGACCCUAUAUUAUUCAUAUAAAUCAUUUAGAAACAUUGGCCGAGAUUUGUGGCAUUUUAAGAAUUGAGAUGCUUGACGAACACGUAGCCCAUCACGCCGAUUCACUGGAAGCUUUUGGCAAGAUAUGUUUGCAAUUGUUGCAAGAUGUUCAAGAGAGACUUGUGUUCCGUGCCCAUUUGUACCUACAAUCUGACAUUCUGAAUUACAAACCAUCCGGUGGUGAUUUGGCCUAUCCAGAAAAAUUGGAAAUGAUGGAGAGUAUAGCAAAUUCCCUAAAUGAAACCAUGAUGCGAAGUAGUGCUUCAAUUGUGUCGAUGAGUUCAGUUCAUGAUUCAAAACACAUACCCAGAAGUUCGCCAGCUGAUCUGCAUGGAAUGUGGUAUCCAACAGUUCGCCGUACACUUGUGUGUUUAUCAAGAUUAUAUCGAUGUAUCGAUCGACCAGUAUUCCAAAGUCUUUCACAAGAAGCCUUAUCGUAUUGUAUUCAAAGUGUGUCACAUGCGGCUCAAUUGAUUGCAACAAAAAAGACCUCAAUCGAUGGUGAACUCUUUGAAAUAAAACAUUUGUUAAUUAUCCGAGAACAAAUUGCACCGUUCCGUGUUGACUUCACUGUGCGCGAAACAAGUUUGGAUUUUAGUAAAACAAAAACGGCCGCAUUUAGUCUAUUGCAAAAACGAAAGCAACUAUUCGCCAUGGAUAGCAAUAAUGCGUUAUUGGAAUUUUUAGUCGAUAGUACGCCACAGAUUAAAGAGCAUUUGCAUGAUUCUCGAAAAGAUGUUGACCGUCAUUUGAAGUUAAUUUGUGAGAAUUUCAUUCGAGAUGCCACCAAUUUAUUAAUUGGUCCGGUUGUAUCGUUUAUUGAACGGGCACAGAAUCUACUCAAGGCAAAUGCAACCACGCCAAGUGAUGCACAACAACAAUUGCAACAAGGUGCAGGAGUGAAAACUGUAAAUUAUGUAUUGAGACAAACAACAUGGGCAAGCCCACAGCAAAUAAGCGGCGUUAUUCAAGAAUCACAACGACUUAUUAAAAGUAAAUUAAGUGGACUUCAACGUGCAAUGCUUUUGUAUCUUGCAAACAAAGACACUGAAUUUAUACUGUUCAGACCCAUUCGGAAUAAUUGCAUCAGUGCAUUUGUUAAGCUCGAACAAUUAUUGACGACCAACGGUUAUACAAAAGAUGACAUGAUCAUUACAAGUUGCCCCACAGCUGAUCAGAUUUCAAUUCUAUUGUCUAAUACUAGUUUAGUGGCCGAAGAUAAUAAACAAGAAGCAGCAAGGAAAUUUAGCACUACAUCAAAUUCAGGCCGUGAGAAAGGCAUUAAAGAAGAAGAACCAAAACCAUCUGACAUUGAAGCAAGUAGUGAAAAUGUUGAAGAAAACACCAAUUAAAAUUAUAUUUACUUAUUAGU